Onychomys torridus (southern grasshopper mouse) is the source of this 772-nucleotide messenger RNA. Its product is annotated as paraneoplastic antigen-like protein 8C. NCBI's taxonomy places the organism in Eukaryota, Metazoa, Chordata, Mammalia, Rodentia, Cricetidae. The transcript has a single exon. Bases 109 to 762 code for a protein of 217 amino acids. The record is from RefSeq and is a predicted model, not a curated record.
UGGGUUCCCCUUGACUAAGUUGGACCAUUUUGGUCUUUAGUAGCCUCACCCGUGAGGCCUUGUUUUCACAUUAUCCUCCCAAAGCCUCUCGGCACCCUGGAUCCUUCCAUGGGUUCUCAAGGGAGCUCCACCGUGCAGGAGUGCGCGCACAGCCGCCUCAAGGAGCUGGGCAAGAUGGUAUUUGGAGUCCAGGACAUUGUAUUGUUAGAACAUGGAUGCCAGGCCUUGGAGGUAGACAGUUACAAGUCCCUGAUGGUCCUGGGGAUCCCAGAAGACUGUAGCCACCAGGAAUUUGAAGUCAUCAUAUGGGACCCCCUGAAACCACUAGGCAAGUUCAAAGUGGCUGGGAAGGCCUUUCUCGAGGAAGAUAGAUCCAAGGCAGCUGUUAUUAGGUUGGCAGAGGACCUCAGUUACGACGUGGUUCCCAGGGAGAUCAAGGGUAAGGGCGGUAUGUGGAGAGUGAUCUACAUGCCCAAAUGGCAGGGCGUCGGAUUCCUCAGCAAGCUCAAUUUGUUCCUGCGGAGAGAGGGCAGGACGGGAGAGGGCGUGGCCCUCGUCCUCUGGUGGGAGCUGGGUCCCACCAUAAUGGGUCCUGGAGAGCUGCCUUCCAGGAAGUGCUGCCCGUCUCCGCAGGGGGAGCAUGCAGACCAGGGGGCCGCCACCAAGGGGCAUGGGAUGCCCCCUCUCGAGGACCCAGAGAAAGAGGGCAAGAAGAAAAACAAGAAAAGUCGGCGCCGACAGCAGGCUUCUGAGAAGCUGUGAGGUGGUGUUA